This is a messenger RNA of Ectocarpus siliculosus, 1500 nucleotides long. Lineage: Eukaryota; Phaeophyceae; Ectocarpales; Ectocarpaceae. The record is from the annotation of a GenBank genome assembly.
GAGAGGACUUCAAGGGUUGUGCCACACCGGGUAGGCCGGAGACCCUGCCUAUCCAUGCUUCAGCGAAGCAUGCCGGUUCAGCCCUCCUUUGGGAUUGUGGGUGUGAUGUCGGUGAUUUCACUUCUCGCCGUGCCAACAGGUCUCGCUUACGAGACAAGACCCAUGGUUGGGCUCGACCUCGUGCAGGACCGCAGUGUGGAGGUGAUGGAGAGCAUGAGGGCUGAUAUGAGCAUCAACUUCAUGGAAGCAGCCCUUGCCCAGGCCACCCUGGCGUCGGGCACCGGGGAUGGCGAUGAUAAACGAUCGAGUAGUGAGGCGUCAAGGGGCGAAUCGGCUGUGUUUCCGUCGUACACCUUCACGGACGUCGAUGGCGUCUUGCACACCUGCACGGUCCGCGAGAGAAUGGAGCAAGCAGAAUCGCCAGGAAAGAAGUCAGACGUUUCCACCGCGCUCGACCCCCUAGAGGGUAGUUGCGCCACGUUAUCGCACGGUUAUUGGAGCUAUAAAUGGUGUCAUAGGAAGGAUGUCACCCAGUUCCACAAGAGCGAAGACGGUGCAACAACCACCGUAGUCAAUCUCGGAACGCACACGAGGACGGAGUUGAAGAGGGUCAACGUCACCCCGACCAAGGCGGACGGCGCUUCUGCCGAUUCUUCUGAUUCUCCUCAUGAGGCCGAAGUGUCUCGAGCUUUGAAUAAUAAUAAGUCCAAGGGUGGAAACGAUGGUGGCCGGCACGAGUCACAGAACGAUGACCUCUUCCAGGGAAUAAACGACGUUUCGGAGCUGGCCGCCGUAUACGAUUACUAUGAGGGAGGUGAUGUCUGCGAAGAAACUGGAGCGCGCCGAUUCCUAAAAACGACGAUCACUUGUUGCACGGCGAAUGACGUCUCGGCUGGAGGUGAAUCUGCGGACCCCUUGGCGAUUCUAGUUUCGUUACAGGAGGUUUCGAUCUGUUCCUAUCUGGUCCAGGUAUGUUCCCGACUCCUGUGUCCAGCGGCAACGGAUGGGCUGACCCUCGGCCUGGGGCAAGAAGCAGUGGUCUCAAGCGGGGUGGUGGUGACGGGCAAGGUCGGCGGUGUUUUGGGUCUUCUGCAAGAGUUAGAGGCUUGCUUCCCCCCGAAGAAGGAAACGUGGUGGGCUUACAAGCUGUGCAUCUCCACGACGGGGUUUAGUCAGUACCACGAGGACUUGCUGCGGAAGGCGGACGGGAGCCUCAUGUCCAAAAUCACGGUGGGUCUCGGACGCAUCACUGGUAAGUGGGACAAAUCGACGGUCACCGGCGAGGGCGAAGAGCUCAUCCGUCCACAACAAGAAGAAGAAGGAGAGGGAGGGACCAUCAUUCUAGAGUUUACCGGAGGCACCGAGUGCGACCUCACAGGAGUUCUUCGGUCGACCACGGUGCACCUCAAGUGCGGCAGUGUGCAAGAAGUCAGAGAGGUCACGGAGGACCGCACUUGCCAUUACCGCGUCCUGGCCAUUUCGCCGCUUCUGUGCAGGUAG